Molecule: messenger RNA, 8647 nt
Organism: Trichomycterus rosablanca
Lineage: Eukaryota; Metazoa; Chordata; Actinopteri; Siluriformes; Trichomycteridae
Product: neural-cadherin
Exons: 33
Coding region: 1-8538 (2845 amino acids)
Biological process (GO): multicellular organism development; cell-cell adhesion mediated by cadherin; cell-cell junction assembly
Cellular component (GO): plasma membrane; catenin complex; adherens junction
Molecular function (GO): calcium ion binding; cadherin binding
Source: RefSeq, a predicted model, not a curated record
AUGAAUGGAGUCGUUUUCAUCACUUUUAUUUUGUUCUCCGCUGCGACCGCAAAUUCUCCUGUUUAUUAUGGACAAGUUGAAGAAAACGCACCGGUCGGGACUGUAGUAGCUGGAUUAGUUUUGCCUUUUGGAAAGGGGUGCAAUGAUUCGAGCUCUGAUAAACUUAAAAGCACUUUGCAUGGACAAAACGCGUCUGAUUUCUCUCUUGUCUAUUCAUCAGAAACAGGACUUUUUCUGAAAACCGCAAAAAGUUUGGACAGGGAGCUGAAAUCGAGGUAUUUGGUGAAGGCGUAUUUGCCGUCGUGCGCCCUAAACGAAGUGGACAUAGAGAUUAAAGUCUUGGAUCGCAAUGACAACCCACCACAGUUUAUUACAACUAAACAAAUAAUAGAAAUUAAUGCAUUGACGCCAAUAAAAACUGAGCUGCUCCGCUUAAGGGCACAAGACGCAGAUUCUGGGGAAAACGGCGCAAUCAGGUUCUAUACAUCUCCAAACCCGAACAUACACAUAGUUCCUAAAACCGGACAAAUUCUGCUGGUCCGAUCUCUUCCAGCACCUACUAUCCUGGAUGUUUCUGUACACGCGAGAGAUAACGGAGAUCCAGCACUGCAGAGCGAUCAGAUCCAACUCCGCAUCUCAGUCAGAAGCGCACCACUGACAGCGAAAAUCAGGAGAUCAAGAGCUGUUUCUGAGGAGCAUUACUAUACAGUCACCCUGUCCGAACAUACCAGAGUCGGGAAUGUGAUUUUCAACGUUCCUGAUCAGAAGUUUGAGGAGAAGCGCUUUGAGGUCGUGUCAGUGGAAGUGGGUUCUCCAGUGCGUCUGGAUCGGGAAACAGGACGAGUUUACUUAACGCACGAGCUCACGUCCUCCACAGAGGUGGUGGUGAAGGUCCAGAAUGCAAGAGGUAAUGAGUGGUACCUGUGCAAGCUGGCUGUCACUCUUCCUGGCAUGUCAGACCUGCAGUGGGCAAUGUUUCCCAAGCCAUAUCUGGCCACAGUGGCACCUGACGCUGCACCAGGCUCUGUGGCUUAUAAACUGGUCGCACGACGAAGGGAUAACUUUUUUGGAGCGGCACAGUUCCUCUUGCUUGAUGGUGGAGAGGACCGUUUUGAGGUGGACAAAAGCUCAGGUGAGAUAAGGACCUCGGGACGUUCUUUGAGUCCUGGUAAAGAAUACAGACUGACUGUCCAGGCUGUGGACACUCAAGGCAGGAAAGGUCCCUUUGCCUCGGUGUCCAUACUGGCUGGUUUUCGUCCCCCUCAGUUCACCAACUCCACCUACUCCAUCUACGUCCCCGAGAGCACAGGAGUGGGUCAAGUGGUAUCUGUAGUUCAAGCUAUCUCAUUCCAGAGGAAGACUCUGUCCUACAUUCUGUUGGUGAACUCAGGUAACCUGUUCAGUAUAAAUCAGGAGAGCGGGGCUCUGAGUCUGACCCACACGGUGGACUACGAGAGUGGACCUCACCUCCAUCAUCUGCAAGUCAGAGCCUCUGAAUCAGACACUGGACUUAGCAGUGUAGUAGAGAUAGCAGUACAUAUUACAGAUGAGAAUGACUGCACUCCUGAGUUCAUGCACUCCAUCUACAGCAGAGACAAUAUCCCCGAGACCACUCCACCUGGAACCUCUUUACUGCAGGUCUUGGCGAGGGACUGUGAUACUGGUGUGAACUCAGAAAUCUCCUACUUUAUCCAGAGUCUAGAUUUUUCCAUCUCAUCUCAAGGUGUGGUAAGCCCAAGCAGGCAGCUUGACUAUGAGAGACCCAAUCAUAUGUACGAGUGUGUGGUGGUGGCUGUGGACAAGGGCACACCACCCCGAACAGGUACCGCCUCCAUCCGCAUCCGUAUGGCCAACGUCAACGAUGAGGUUCCUGUCUUCACCCAGACUGUUUAUAAGACCUUUCUGUCAGAGGAUGCUGGCCCUGAGACUCUGGUGGCCACUGUGCAUGCCAAGGACCCAGAUGGGGAUGGUGUGACUUAUGCCAUCACUGGGGGAAAUGAGAACAGCAACUUUGAGCUUGACAACCAGAAGGGCAUCAUCAAACUGCGUCGCAGUCCUCCUCCUAAACUUCACGGCCCUCAGUAUGUCCUCAACAUUACAGCAACAGAUGACAAUGCAGCCGGCGGGCCGCUUCCCCUCAGUAGCUCUGCUCAGGUUAUUGUUGGCAUCAAUGACAUCAACAACAACAAGCCUGUAUUUGAUGAGUGUCACGAUUACAGCCUGAACGCUCUGGUGUUCGAGAACCAACCGCCAGGUACAGAGGUUUUGCGCGUCCAAGCUCACGAUGCUGACACGGGGGUCAAUGGAGAGGUCAAGUAUGGGAUCAUGCAGCGAGACGGAGCCUCACCAGGCUUCACCAUCAACCCAGACACAGGGGUGAUUAGCACAGUGGUGACUUUCGACCGGGAAAAGCAAAGAGAGUACACAUUGUCCAUCACCGCCACAGACCAGGCUGCUGAGCCUCUCAUUGGCAUCUGUAGGAUCACCAUCCUCAUCGCAGACCAAAAUGAUAAUGACCCCAAGUUCGAGAACAGCCGCUACCAGUACUUCCUGAGAGAGGACACCCCAGUGGGCACCAGCUUUCUACGAGCAGCAGCACACGAUGAUGACCAGGGCACCAAUGCUGCCAUCAUGUACUCUCUGUCGAGUCAAAACCCAGCAUACUUUCACAUCAACCCCAGCACGGGAUGGGUCUACGUUAAUCAGCCUAUAUCUCAGACCUCACGGAUCAGUCAGAAAAUCAUUGCUUCAGAUGGCGGAAACCAUAGCAGCUCAGUGGACCUUACCGUCAUCAUCACCAACAUGCACAACCAGCCACCACAGUGGGAACAGGCUGAGUACUGGGUCACUAUUCCUGAAAACACCAUCCGGGACACCAAGAUAGUAACAAUAAAAGCGACAUCCCCUCUCGGUGACCCCCGUGUGACCUAUAACCUAGAGGAGGGUCAGGUUCCUGAGACGAAUAUGCCUGUGCGUUUCUACAUCAAACCCAACCGAAGAGACGGAUCAGCCUCCAUCCUGGUAGCAGAGCCUUUGGACUACGAGACCACUCGCUUCUUCACCCUGAGAGUCCGUGUGCAGAAUGUAGCAGCAGUUCCGCUUGCUUCUUUUACUACUGUCUACGUCAACCUCACUGAUGUAAAUGACAAUGUUCCAUUCUUCAUGUCGAGCACAUAUGAAGCCACAGUACCUGAGGGGGCUGAGAUUGGCACUUCAGUGGCCCAGGUAGCAGCUUCUGACCUGGACUCUGGUCUCCAUGGCAUGAUUAAUUACAUCAUUCUUAAGGACCAGAGUGGAGACUCUCAGUUCUUUAGCAUACACCCAUACACCGGUGUUAUCCAAACACAGGCUACAUUUGACCGCGAGCAGAAAAGCUCCUACCUGAUUGAGGUUCAGUCACAGGACAGCUCGGAGUCAGCUCGGCCUGGGCAGCAGGGUCAGCCAAACACAGACACCGCCUAUGUGAGAAUUUUUGUCACAGAUGUAAAUGACAAUGCUCCAGCCUUCUCUCAGCCGGUAUAUGAGAUCAGUGUGGAGGAGGACAAGGAAGUGGGUUACGUAGUCAUUACCGUCACUGCUAAUGAUGAAGAUGAAGGUGCCAAUGCUAAGCUGCGCUACCAGAUUACUUCAGGGAACACUAUGGGCACCUUUGAUGUUGAGCCAGAGGUUGGUACUAUCUUCAUUGCCCAGCGGUUGGACUAUGAGAAGGUGCAGCGCUAUGAGUUACGGCUGGUGGCAUCAGAUGGAAAGUGGGAGAACCAGACAGUGGUGAUCGUUAACAUUAUCAACCAAAAUGAUGAAGCACCCAUCUUUAGCCAGACGGAGUACCAUACCAGUGUCUUGGAGGAACUGACUGAACUGCCUGUUCUCGUGCUAGAGGUGUCAGCCACGGAUCCAGAUCAGGAGGCAGACCAGAGUGCAUUAAGAUACUCGUUGCAUGGACAGGGUGCUGGAAGCGAGUUUACCAUCGAGGAGCUCAGUGGAAGAAUAUAUGUUCAAAAGUGCCUUAAUCGUGAAGAACGUUCAGCCUGGAGAUUUCUGGUGUUGGCCACUGAUGAAAACGGCGAUGGUCUGACUGGCUUUGCUGAUGUACUGGUGGAGGUUCGGGACAUAAAUGACAACGCACCCCAAUUUAUUUGCGCCUUCGAGGGAUGCUUUGUUGGCUAUGUUCCUGAGAACUCUCCAGCUGAAACCUCCAUCAUGGAGAUGCAGGCCACUGACCUGGAUGAUCCUAAAGCUGGCAGGAACGCUGUCCUUACAUACAGGAUUGUCCAGAAUGUCCGUAAUGAAAUCAAUCUGGACCUUUUUUCAAUCAAUCCUGCAACGGGCACCAUCUAUACAGUGCUGCGUUCCCUGGACAGGGAGGUGGAGGACCGUUACUUGGUUGUCGUAGAGGCAAAGGAUGGAGGAGGCCUGUCCGGGACUGGAACAGCCACCAUUGUGGUUUCCGAUGUGAAUGAUCACCCGCCAGUAUUCACGCAAAAACUCUACUUGGCCUCCAUGGCAGAAGACUUGGAUAUAAACAGUGAAGUCCUGGCAGUGACUGCUAUAGAUGGGGACGAGGGAGAGAACUCCGUGAUGACCUUCAGCAUCGUAGGUGGAGAUGAAGAUCGCAAGUUCUUUAUCGAGACAGACAAAAAGAACAGGCAGGGUAUAGUGCGUCUGAAGAAGAAGAUUGAUUUUGAGAAGCCGCAUGAGCGCACCUUUAAUCUGACUGUUAAAGUUGAGGAUGCAGAAUUUUUUAGUCUGUCUUACUGUGUCAUCCAGGUGGAGGAUUCCAACGACCACACGCCUGUCUUCUAUCCCCAGUUCUAUGAUGCAGGGUCCAUGUUUGAGGAUGUGCCAGCAGGUACCAUUGUGACCCAGGUGACUGCCAUGGACCUUGACUCUGGCCAGAAUGGAAAGUUUUUAUACAGUAUUUCCCAAGAGUCAGACCCCUUUCAUCAGUUUUUAGUAGAUAGAAAUGGCUGGGUGAUAGUAGCAGAGUCUUUGGAUCGUGAAAAGGUCUCUCAGCACAGCCUGAUUAUCCUGGCCACAGACAUGGGUACCCCUGCUCUCACCGGUUCUGCUAUUGUCCUCCUGUCUGUGCAGGAUAUUAACGAUAAUGGACCUGAGUUUGAGGCCCCAUAUCAACCGAUUGUUUGGGAAAACGCCGCUGCACCACAGGUUGUCCGUAUGAAUGACACUUCCAUUCUGCUUCAUGCUGUAGACAGAGAUACCUCCACUAAUGGAGGGCCUUUUUCCAUCCGGCUGCUGAUGCUUACCUCAGAUGCCACAAACUUCAACCUGACUGACUUGCGAAAUGGCAGCGCCAUGAUAGCAGCCCUACGGUCCUUUGAUCGGGAGCAGCAGAAGCAGUACCUCCUGCCGAUUCUUAUGAUUGACAGCGGUUCUCCUCCAAUGAGCUCUACGAAUACACUGACAGUUAUAAUUGGGGAUAGAAAUGACCACCCUCAUGCACCUGGACACUCAGAGUAUAUAGUUUAUAGCUAUGAAGGUACACUCCCUUCCACUGUACUUGGACAGGUCCAGUCCCCUGACCUUGAUGACUGGAGUGAAAAGGUUUACAGAUUUGAAGACACCAGCCCCAGGCAUUUCACCCUGAACCAGAGCUCUGGUCAACUGAGCAUAAAGAGCGGUACACCGGCAGGCGUGUACAGGCUGCAGGUGCGAGUGGCAGAUAAGACUUGGCCUGAUGUCACCUCCUCAGUGCAGAUCACGGUCAGGGAACUGAAGGAAGAGGCGCUGCUCAAUGCUGGUUCACUCCGAAUAUCCAAUCUAACAGCGGAUGAGUUAUUCCGGUCUUCUAAUGGUGAAGAGAGUCUCUACCAGCGUCUGCAGCAUCUGCUUUCUAUGUACCUGCAGACAGAUCUGGAGAAUGUACACAUCUUCAGCCUUGCUAACAGCAGCCAUCCCACCCAGAAACACCUUAACCUGUGGUUUGCUGCUCAUGGCUCUCCCUACUACAAACCUGAAAAACUCCAUGGUGCUGUGGCUAUGCACAAGUCCAAGCUGGAGUCCACAUUGGGUGUGAGCAUACUGCAAGUGGGUGUGGACGAGUGUGCCUACACGGACUGCAGUUCUGCAGGUGGCUGUUCCAGCAGGGUGGUGUUUGGUGACACCCCUUCAGUUCUGAACGGUGGUAAUGUUUCACUAGUGUCUGUCUCAGCCACAGUUACAGCUCAGUGUGGCUGCUUAGUAAGAGAGAAACAGCACCUGUCCUGCUCCUCCUACCCCCGCAACCCCUGUUUCAAUGGAGGCACCUGCCUGGAUACAGACAUGGGCUACAGGUGUAAAUGUCCACCCAUGUUUGAUGGUCCAGAGUGCCAGCAGACUAAGCACACAUUUCUGGGAGAUGGCUAUGCCUGGUUUUCACCCAUUAAGCCCUGCUUCACAAGCCACAUCUCUGUGGAGUUCAUUACAGAGGCAAGUGAUGGCCUGCUGCUGUACAACGGCCCUCUCAGCACCCCCCAGCCUGGAGACAAGCAAGACUUCAUAGCACUAGAGCUGAAGAAUGGUGUUCCGGUGCUGAGUAUUAAUCAUGGAUCAGGCAUUUGUGUACUGCAGCUUCCACCACAAGCCUCAGUGUCCGAUCGUCGCUGGCACCGCCUCGAUAUUAUCAGCGAUGGAAAGGAAGUCCAGCUAAUUCUCGAUCACUGCUCUGGAGCCAUAGUAAACGAUGUGAAGGGUUUGGGAGCUGAUGCCACUGUAACAGACCAGUCAGUGUGUAAGGUGUCUGCAGCCACUCCGGGUUCUGAGAGAUUUCUGAAUGUGGAUCAGCCUCUACAGUUAGGUGGAGUAAAAGGAUCACAUACAUCGUGGCACGCGCAUUAUCACUACAAAGGCUUUGUGGGCUGUAUCAGAAACCUGGUGGUCGACAGUCAGGUGUAUGACCUGGCCAGUCCAGCUGAGAGUGAGAACAGUGCCCCAGGGUGCAGUCUCACGGAUGGAGUGUGUAUAACGACAGGAGGGCCCUCUUGUGGCGUGCAUGGGAAAUGCAGGGGAGAGUGGGGUUCCUUCAGCUGUGACUGCCAUCCAGGAUACACCGGACACAAGUGUGACAAGGCUCUUUCUGAAUGGUCAUUUCAGAAGGACAGCAUGCUCAGGUACCAGCUGAGAAGAGGAUUGAAUCCACGCAAGACAUACGUACAGCUCCUCAUCAGAACCCGCACUUCCUCAGGCAGUCUGCUCAGCAUGAGCUCUCGAGAUGCUAAUGAGUUUAUCAUACUGGAGAUUAUCGAAGGCUAUUUGAGUGUCAGUGCCCACUUGGGUGAUGGUACUCACACACUUAAACUGGCAAGUCAACGUGUGGACCACGGCCAGUGGGUCCUGAUAAGCCUCCAGCGGCAUGACAACAUGUUCACCCUGCAGCUGGAGCAGGGUGGGGGGUCACGAGAGGUCACCGGGCUGCUGGGUAAUGAACUUGUGAUAGUGGUCCAUUCCUCCAGCAUACUGUUGGGAAAUGGUGCUUCACACAUUGCACAGGGAGACUUUCAAGGCUGUAUGCGUGACGUGAGGCUGAAUGGUCACUCUCUGCCGCUGGACGGUCAGAGCAGUGAGUUUGCCACUGUGCUGGAACGGCAUAAGGUGCAGGCGGGAUGCCACUCUGAUGCCUGUCAGGCCAAGCCAUGCCAGAAGCCACUGCACUGCAUGGACCUGUGGAGGAAACACGAGUGCAGGUGCCCGCCGGGUCAGUUGGCUGUGGUGGAUGAAGUCACAGGGCUUGUGAGCUGUGCCAUAUCUCCUUGUGCCACCUCAACAUGUCAUAAUGGUGGCACGUGUCUGGCACACUCCACCAAGAGCUACCAGUGUCAGUGCCCAGAGGGUUUCAGAGGCCAGUGGUGUGAGAUCAGCCAAGUUAAAACACAGCGUUUUGCUGCCCUGAGCCCAAGCUCCAUCCUUGCUAUCAGCAUGUGCCUGCUGGUCUUCUUUGCUGUGCUGGUGGCAGUGACUGUAUGGAACCAGAAGGGCAGUGAUAGGUUUAAGAAGCGUGGAGUGUACCACAUCCCAGCUGAGCAUGAGAGCUGGGAGGACAUCCGAGAGAACAUCCUUAACUACAAUGAGGAGGGUGGAGGAGAGCAGGACCAGAAUGGGUAUGACAUUACGGAGCUGAAGAGGCCGUUCUGCUCCAGCUUGUCACAGUCGUCCUCCUGUACCACAGCGCCCCUCAUUAAAUCCUCCCAGGGCUCUGAAGAAGAGGUGCACCCCGGUGGAGUCCCCCACACCCACCAACACAGCCCCAGCACCACUUCUCCCUGCUCUGUGGACUUCAAGAACUAUGUGGCGCGCAUCAUCUGGGAGGCAGACAACGACAACCUGGCAUUUCCAAUGGACACAUACCACGUGUACUGCAUCGAAGGUGCAGGUUCGAAUGUGGGCAGCCUUAGCUCUCUGAGCUCAGCCAUCCCAGAAGAGGACUUCAGCUAUGAUUCUCUGCAGCAUUGGGGACCUAAAUUUAAAGGUCUUAGGGAGUUGUAUCGGAGGCCUGAGCUUGGCUUUACUUACACGGACGUUGUACAGAGCAAUAGCCAGAGCUAGCUUCAGAUGAACAUCAGUGAAAUGCCAACCUGCCAGCUUGGUGUAUAAGUUGUUUACUAAGUUACAGCAUUUACAGACAGGUGACAAUUUAAAUGGAAAAACUAAAUAA